This is a messenger RNA of Vitis riparia (riverbank grape), 690 nucleotides long. RefSeq names its product squamosa promoter-binding-like protein 15. The transcript has a single exon. The record is from RefSeq and is a predicted model, not a curated record. The coding region runs from base 1 to 690 and encodes 229 amino acids. NCBI's taxonomy places the organism in Eukaryota, Viridiplantae, Streptophyta, Magnoliopsida, Vitales, Vitaceae.
AUGGUUGAGAAACUAGGUGGGGAAUCAAUUUCAUUAAUAAAUGAUGUCAAUGCUGCAACAACCGGACAGAAGCCUGCGGAUGAGGAUGUGCUGGGUAUGAAUGCAACUACAGGCAAUCUCACCUCUGAGACUGAAAGAAAGAAUGCACCAUCCAAUCAUUCAUCUUGUUUCACGGGUUUAUUGGUAUUCAUUCCUUGUGCUUUCUUAUGCAACAACUUUCCUAUAAUAGUAGCUGAUGCCACUAUUUGUAAGGAGUCGAGACUCCUUGAACCAGAAUUUGAUGAGGAGGCAAAAGUGUGUGAUGUCAUUUCAGAAGACCAGGUUUAUGAUUCUGGGCAGCCCAGUCCUAGGGAAGAAGUUCUGCACUUCUUAAAUGAACUUGGAUGGCUAUUCCUAAGGAAGUCUUCUAUGCUUGCAGGUCUUGAUUAUUCCCUUGCUUGGUUCAAAUUUCUAUUCAUAUUUUCGGUUGAGAGGGACUGUGGUGCCUUGGUCAAAACACUUCUAGACAUAUUGGUGGAAAGAAACUUGGGCAGUGAUGGGCUAUUGAGCAAGUCUUUGGAGGCUUCAAUUCCUACUGUUGAAGGGCAAUGUGAAUCCAAAUGCUCAAGGAAGCAGUCUUUGCUUCGCCAAAAUUGGUGGGCUCAAGAGAAGCUUGCAAAACAUGGAAUCAUAUGGUUAUCUAAUGGGUGA